Messenger RNA from Ilex paraguariensis (yerba mate), 291 nucleotides. The record is from the annotation of a GenBank genome assembly. Lineage: Eukaryota; Viridiplantae; Streptophyta; Magnoliopsida; Aquifoliales; Aquifoliaceae.
AUGUCAUCUCGUCCGGAACUGCAAUCACAGCCAGAGAUAUUCUACAACGAUGAAGAAGCUCACAAGUACACUUCCUCUUCUUGCAUCAUCGAAAUUCAGGCUCAACAGUCGGAGAGAGAUAUGGAGCUUCUUGCUUUGCCUGAUGAUGGGGUCCCCAGAUUACUUAUUGACAUUGCUCAGAGAUUAUCCUUGGUGGAGAUCAUGACUUAUCCUCAACAUAAGGAGGAGGUUGGUGGGUUCUUCAUGGAACGUGGUCAAAUAUUGGACCGUUUCCUUCGGUGGUACAGAUAA